AUGGAUGAUGAGCCAACAUGCGGGACCAAACCUAAAACACACCUUUGGAACAAGGCUGGAUUUUUGCAAAGGAUAGAAGAAAUAACUCGCCGGUUACAAGACAUAUCGGGGUUUCUGAGUAAGGUUCUCAAGUUACAUGGUUCAGAUUUUGUCGCAAGCUCAAAUCACUAUCGAAGUAUAACAUCGGAUCAACACCUAAGAACAUCAAGUGUUGUUCCAAGGAAAGUCUAUGGAAGAGUUACAGAGAAGGACUACAUCAUAAAGUUCAUGACACAAGACAAACCCGAUGGUUCAUAUGUUCUUCCUAUUGUAGGCAGUGCAGGAGUUGGGAAGACUGCUCUUGCUCAGCUUGUAUACAAUGAUCCAAUCGUGGCAGAGCACUUUGACCAAAGGAUAUGGGUUUCGGUGUCUAACAACUUCGAUGAACUAAGACUCUUUAGAGAGGUGUUAGAUUUUGUCUCUCAGAAGCAAACACAUGAAGGAUUAUACAGCUUUGCCAAGCUUCAGGAGGUCUUAAAGAUGCAUAUCGCAUCAAAGAGGGUUCUGCUUAUUUUGGAUGAUGUUUGGGAUGACUUUAACUUCCGCAGAUGGAGCCAACUAUUAGCUCCUUUGAAGUGUAACACAAAGGGUACAAAGAUUCUUUUGACAACUCAAAAAUUGUCUGUUGCACAAACUGUUGGUACAGUUGAACCAAUUGAGUUACGUAGUUUAGCAUAUGACGAUUUUUGGUUGUUAUUUAAGUCAUGUGCUUUUGGUGAUGAGAACUAUGAAAGGAAUCAAAAUCUUAGCAACAUUGGAUCGCAAAUAGUAGAGGAGUUAAAGGGAAACCCAUUAGCAGCAGCAACAGCAGGGGAACUAUUACGAAGGAACCUUACUAUUGAUCACUGGAAUAACAUUCUGAAGAAUGAAGAUUGGAAACCUCUGCAACUCAAUGGAGGUAUAAUGUCUGCUCUGAAGCUUAGCUUUGAUCAGCUCCCCUACAGGUUACAACAAUGCUUCUUAUUUUGUGCUCUAUUCCCUGAGACAUAUAAGUUCGCUGAUGAGGAGCUAGUCCAAAUUUGGAUUUCGCAGGGAUUUGUGAAGUGUGAUAAUUCAAGUAAGAGACUUGAGGAGAAAGGAUUUGACUAUCUGCCUGAUCUUGUGAACUUGGGCUUCUUACAACAAGUUGAAAGAGAAGAGACGGAUCAAACUUGCUACAUUAUGCAUGAUCUUAUGCAUGAUCUUGCUAGGGUAGUCUCAAGAACUGAGUUUGCAACUAUAGAUGCCCUGCAGUACUGUGAGAUGAUGCCAACUAUACGCCAUUUAUCAAUAGUAAGUGAUUCUGGAUAUAACGCAGAUCAGCAUGGAGACAAACCUCGCAAUAACAAGUUUGAGAAGAAAAUGCUCGCCGGAUGUACAUCGCUGAGGAAAUUGAGGACAUUGGUAUUCCUUGGGCAGUAUGACAUGUUCUUCUUCAAAUCCUUUCAAGAUAUAUUACGAGAGGCACAUAAUUUGCGCCUGCUGCAAAUUUCUGCAACAUCUGAUGGUUUAAAUCCUUUACUGUGCAGUUUUGUGAAUUUGAAACAUCUUCGCUACUUAGACAUCAAAGCUGCUGAUGGGCUUGGGGCUUUGCCUCAAAUUUUGAGCAAGUUUUGUCAUCUUGAAGUAUUACAUGUUGGCUCAUACACCAACCCUACUAUGCCUGUCAGGAUUGACCAUGUUUUUAGGUUGCGACAUCUUGUUACAGAAGAGGGGGCAUACUCUUCCAUUGCUAACAUUGGUAACCUGACAUCUCUUCAGGAGCUACCCAAUUUUGUUGUUCAGAAUUCCAGCGGCUUUGAGAUAACACAACUCCAGUCCAUGAAAGAGCUUGUACGACUUGGGGUGUCUCAACUUAAAAAUGUUAAAACUCGGGAGGAGGCUAAUGGGGCAGGAUUAAGAGAGAAACAACACUUGAAAGUGUUGCACUUGUCCUGGGGAGUUGCCUCGUCAGGUGAUGAAUAUGGUAGGGACAUGAGCUCCGGAACGGAUCGGUUGUCAGUAGAGGUUAUUGAGGGCCAUGAACCACACAAUAACCUAAAGCAUCUGCGGAUAUCUGGGUACAAUGGACAUCUCUCCCCAAGUUGGCUUGCCAACAGUAUCUCUUUGCAGACUCUUCAUAUAGAGGGUUGUGGCAAAUUGGAAAUACUUCCAUCUUUUGAACAGCUUCCGUUCCUUAGAAAGUUGAAGUUGACGGAAAUGCCAAGCAUGACAGAAGUAUCAAUUCCUUCAUUGGAGGAACUGGUACUAAUUCAAAUGCCAAAGUUGGAGCGGUUUUCCUGCAUGUCCACUAGGGACUUGAACUCAAAUUUAAGGGUUCUGAAGAUCCAGAGAUGUCCUGCAAUGAAGAUCUUUCCUCUAUUUGAGAGCUCCCAGAAAUUUAAAAUCGAGCAGAAGUCAUGGUUGCCCAGUCUGAGGGAACUCAUUAUCAACGGAUGUCCUAAUUUACAUGUGCCACAUCCCCUUCCUCCAUCACCUACCAUUUCCAAACUAUCCAUCGUCGACGUUCCAACACUCCCAAGGAUAGGGGGAUCAUCUGCUGACACGUUAACAAUUGGAUCCAGAAGUGAGGGCUAUGAUAAUUUUGAUCCUUCUUCUGAUGUGAUGACUAUACUGGAUUGCAAAAUGUUGGUAUUCCACAACCUGAGGGGCCUCAGAUACCUGCGUAUAGAUGGUUGCCACAAUCUAUUGUCUAUUUCAUUUACAGGAUUAGGGGAGCUUGUUUCUUUAAAGAGUUUGGAAAUAUGUAGCUGUCGAAAACUUUUCUUGUCCCCGCAAAAAAAAAAAAAACUUUUCUUGUCAAAUGUUAUACCAGAGCAUACCGGUGAAGAUGUGACAGCUGCAAAUUGCAAUUCCCUCCCAUCUCUGUCACUCUCAGAAUUAAGUGUUGCGGAAUAG
Triticum turgidum subsp. durum (durum wheat) is the source of this 2916-nucleotide messenger RNA. NCBI's taxonomy places the organism in Eukaryota, Viridiplantae, Streptophyta, Magnoliopsida, Poales, Poaceae. The record is from the annotation of a GenBank genome assembly.